AUGUUGCAAACCCUAGUAUCACCCGCAAGCUUUCGCUUCUCGAAUCGAAUAUCCCUCCGAAGCUUCACCGUUCGUGCAUUCACUUCCUCCACCGAUUAUGAAGACCAGUCUCGUGGUGGCCUCCCUCGAUUCUUCUCCGAAACUCUUCCUCCUUCCAAGGGUAAUGUUAUUCGGGUAAAAGGAGAUGAAUUCUGGCACAUGACAAAAGUAUUGAGGUUGUCCAACAAUGCUAGGGUACAGCUCUUCAAUGGGAAAGGGGGUCUUGUAGAAGGAAGUAUACAGAACAUUGACCGCACUGGACUUGAUUUUGUUGCAUUGACUGAUCCGAAGUUAGUACCUCCACAGAAUUUGCAAUUGCAUGUAUUUUCUGGUUUUGGUACUCUGAAGGGUGGCCGUGCCGACUGGCUUGUAGAGAAGUGUACAGAACUUGGAGCCAGUAGUGUUACUCCUCUAUUGACUGAACGUUCUCCGUCAAUCUCAGAAAAUCGGGUGGACAGACUUGAUCGUGUCAUUUUAGCAGCAUCUAAACAAUGUCAGCGACUGCAUGAAAUGAUUCUGAAACCUCCUGUAGAGAUUGGUGAUAUUUUGCAUCUUAUUGCGCAAUCAAAGCUAUCUCUUGUUGCAACAGCAGAAGCAACUCCUGUUCUUAAUGCCUUGUUGUCAUUGGAAAAGGAAACUAGUGGCUUACUCAUAGUCGGACCUGAAGGCGAUUUCACUGAGAAAGAAGUGAAUAUGAUGAUGGAAGCAGGUGCUAAAGCUGUUAGUCUCGGGCCUCAUCGUCUUCGAGUUGAAACUGCCGCAAUAGCACUUUUGUCUACUGUCAUGCUAUGGUCUGACUCUCAACAAACUUCAGUCUCUUGA
Lathyrus sativus (Indian pea) is the source of this 861-nucleotide messenger RNA. NCBI's taxonomy places the organism in Eukaryota, Viridiplantae, Streptophyta, Magnoliopsida, Fabales, Fabaceae. The record is from the annotation of a GenBank genome assembly.